Messenger RNA from Bacidia gigantensis, 390 nucleotides. RefSeq lists its product as uncharacterized. The coding region runs from base 1 to 390 and encodes 129 amino acids. The transcript has a single exon. Lineage: Eukaryota; Fungi; Ascomycota; Lecanoromycetes; Lecanorales; Ramalinaceae. The record is from RefSeq and is a predicted model, not a curated record.
AUGAAACCAGAUCAGAUAACCAAAAGGAUUGACGAGAUCAUGCGCCUGAAACCCGCAAAGGACUUCAACUCAAAGCUGGAUCGAAUCAUGCGUCUCGGCAACGUAAUCUCCACUUUCCAAGUGAACUGGAACUUAACCCAACAGCCUGAUAUUCCAAUGAAGGAGCGUUAUGGCGAAAUGCUCCGGAUAUUGGACCAGCGCAUCGCACAGGAUGCAAAGCAGGAAACGCCUCGAUGGACAUCUGAGGAAAGGCAACGAUUUCUACGACUUAUGCGUGGCCAUGGUACCUUUGGUUUCGUUAGUAAGACUGCGAUGUACUCGAUGGCGGCAUUGGGUGCCGCUGGUGCUUUUUACUGGGUUGCGUUGAAGUUCGAAGUUCCUGAUGACUGA